Messenger RNA from Armigeres subalbatus, 1137 nucleotides. RefSeq names its product lipase member I-like. The coding region runs from base 43 to 1083 and encodes 346 amino acids. Gene Ontology annotation, molecular function: lipase activity. The transcript has a single exon. Gene Ontology annotation, biological process: lipid catabolic process. The record is from RefSeq and is a predicted model, not a curated record. NCBI's taxonomy places the organism in Eukaryota, Metazoa, Arthropoda, Insecta, Diptera, Culicidae.
UCAAAUCAUCACCAGAAACAGUCCAUCGUCGGUGAAGGCAACAUGUCUCUACACUCAGUUCUACUACCGCUCCUCGCAGUGCUCUCCGCACUAGGCUCAGCCAAUUGUGGCCUGCUGAACAUCUUCAACACGUCAACGGAUUACAACUUGGCUUCCGCCAUCGACAUUGCAUUCGCCAAGUCCAGAAACGACAUGGGCCUUCUGCUCUCAGGAGAGGUUACAACACCGAUCGAAGAAGAUGUCACAUUUUGGUGCGGAAACCGACAGGCCCCGGAGAUGAAUCAGACCUACCUGGAUGAUCCCGAUGUGCGUAAGAAAAUCGACUUCACCAAACCGAUCAUGCUGGUUACCCACGGUUGGUUGGACGACCAUACCAAAAACUGGAUUCAGAACACUGCCCGUGACGCUUUGACCAACAUGGAUACCAAUGUUUGCAUCGUUGGAUGGGGUAAUCUGGCGAGAUACAAUUACUUCCAAUCAGCUAGGAAGCACACUCUCCUCGUUUCGGGCUACAUGACGCAGUUCAUCAACUUCCUGAACAAAGAAGGAAUGGAAUUCGACAAAGUCACUCUGGCGGGACACAGCUUGGGGGCACAGAUUUGCGGUCAGGUUGGGUACAACCUCAACGGUAAGCUCGGAGCCAUCUACGGAAUUGAUCCAGCGGGUCCUUUGUUCACGUUGCCUCUGGAUCACGGCAUGCAGUACCGGUUGGACAGCAGUGACGCCAAGUACGUUCAGAUGAUCAUCACUUCGCGUGGAACUCUUGGUGUGGGUAAGGGAGAUGGACAUGAGAACUUCUAUCCCAACGGAGGAGACGCACCGCAGCCGAACUGUGUCCUGCCGCUGACGAGUGAUGCUGAGAUGGCGGAUCAAAUCAUUUGUAGCCAUUUGCAUGCGACCUCACUGUUCCGACUUUCUUUGGAUCCAGCGAUGUCUUACAAGGGGCGGAAGUGUUUCAAUUGGAUUUCUUAUUUCUUGAAAUCGUGUGGUCUGAACCCUGCGAACGUUAUCGGUGUCCACAGUGAAAAGAUUGGGGGUGAUUUCUAUCUUAGAACUUCAAAUGAUUCGCCGUAUGUGAAUUGAAGAACUUUAUGUUGUGACUCUGUAUAAGAAUAAAUAAAGAUUGCCUUAAAAAUA